Caenorhabditis elegans is the source of this 745-nucleotide messenger RNA. It is a transcript of the gene F13B9.2, whose product is annotated as aECM cysteine-cradle domain-containing protein. NCBI's taxonomy places the organism in Eukaryota, Metazoa, Nematoda, Chromadorea, Rhabditida, Rhabditidae. The coding region runs from base 43 to 738 and encodes 231 amino acids. The transcript is spliced from 6 exons. The record is from RefSeq and is marked reviewed.
AGCUGAGUUUUUAAAUCAAUCACAUUAUAACAGUAUGGAGACAUGAAGAACAUAAUAUCGAAUGCGUCAGUUUUAUUACUUUUAUCCUAUGCUCAAAUUUCAGAGAGUUUGUCGAAAAUUUCCAUUGCUUUAAAGCCUUAUCAGUAUCAAUAUGUCGACCCAAAUUAUAAUUAUCCAAAAGCGUCUGAAACACCUGUAGCAAGUCCAGAAAAUGAGAUUCCAGCGUUUCGAACUUUUGAGCUCCCAAAAGAACCAAAUGAGCCGGAGGGAUCAAUUAACUUUCGAACGCUUAAUAAUAUUGAAAAUACUGCAACUAUUAUACCGGCAAGUGUAAAACCAAUAAUUCCAAAAAAAAGAAAAACAAAGCGAAAACCACGUCGAAAACCGAAGAAAAUGCAUUUACGCCGUGUAUUCAAAACGAGGCUAAUAACUACGACGCCUCGUCCUGUUUCUAUAAAUGAAAUUCGAAUAGAAGAGGAAACCAUGGAAACAACAACAAAUGUGAUAAAUCUAGCGCCGAUUUUCGACGCCCAAACCGGUACUUCUUACACUGCAGCGGAGCUUAAUAGGAUAUGUUCCGAAACUGUGAAUGUGAGCAAAGGAUUCGGAAUAUCUGAUAUUGAAAGUUUCGCAAAAAAUAAUUGUUUUUUGAUUCGAUUGUAUUACCCUGAUGUAACAUGUUCUCAAAUCAACCAACUAGUCGGAUAUUGUAAAGAAAAUGGUCUAAUAAAUGGCUAAUAAGUUG